CGCACUGGGAAAUAGCUACUAGCGACCUUUCGUGUCCUUCAAACAUCAGUUUCUUGAAAGCUGUGGACGCGUUGGUUUGGAUCUUACGGACGUCUCAUUUGGUCGUUGGUUUUGUCUCUUUAAAUUUAGUUUGGCAAGCAUUUCGAAAGCCUACCAAAAUGGUCUGGGUUACCAUCCACGAUAAGAUGGCUGGAAAGCCGAACACUCAAGCUUUGUACGCUCAAAGCCAGUUAGAUCAUAUGUGUGCCUUGGACAUUGACAGCCAUGCAUCGUUCGUUCGUCUUUCUGGAAUUAUUUGCACAAUCGGUCCGGCCUCAAGGUCCGUCGAAACACUCGAAAAGAUGAUCGAAACCGGCAUGAACAUCGCCCGGUUAAAUUUUUCUCAUGGAUCUCACGAGUAUCACGCCGAGACUAUUAGCAACGUGCGCCAAGCGCAGAAGAAUCUGUCCAGCCGGACUGGCAUCAACGUUCCUGUAGCGAUUGCACUCGAUACUAAAGGUCCAGAAAUCCGUACUGGACUUUUGGAAGGCGGUGGAUCUGCUGAAGUCGAAUUGGUUAAAGACCAGACAUUUAAAUUAAGUACCGAUAAGGCGUACAUGGAAAAGGGCAAUGCAAAUAUUGUCUUCGUAGAUUACGAAAAUAUUUCGAAGGUGUUGAAGGUCGGAAGUCGCGUUUACGUUGACGAUGGUUUGAUUUCCCUUGUAGUUACUGCGAUCAAUCCAGACGUGAUUGUGACUACCGUUGAAAACGGUGGAAUGUUAGGUUCUCGCAAAGGUGUCAAUCUACCUGGCUCUCCUGUAGAUUUGCCAGCCGUUUCUGAAAAAGACAAAUCUGAUUUGCAGUUUGGCGUUGAACAAGAGGUUGACAUGGUCUUUGCAUCAUUUAUAAGAGAUGCCAAAGCUUUAGCGGAAAUCCGUUCAAUCUUCGGUGAAAAAGGAAAGGACAUUAAAAUAAUAUCCAAAAUUGAAAAUCAACAAGGAAUGACAAAUCUCGAUGAGAUUAUCGAGGCUUCCGACGGUAUUAUGGUAGCACGUGGUGAUCUUGGUAUUGAAAUACCACCGGAGAAGGUAUUUUUGGCACAGAAAUGUAUGAUCAGUAGAUGUAAUAAAGUUGGAAAACCGGUGAUCUGUGCUACGCAAAUGCUCGAGUCUAUGGUGAAGAAACCACGUGCAACUAGAGCUGAAACAUCAGAUGUAGCUAACGCUAUACUCGAUGGUGCAGAUUGUGUCAUGUUAUCAGGUGAAACUGCCAAAGGAGAUUAUCCAUUGGAAUGUGUGCGCACAAUGGCUAAUAUCUGUAAAGAAGCAGAGGCUGCAAUUUGGCAGACACAAAUUUUCCAAGAUCUUACCAGCAAAGCGUUGCCACCAAUUGACGCUACUCAUGCUAUUGGAAUCGCUGCUGUCGAAGCGUCUGUAAAAUGUUUAGCUAGUGCUAUUAUAGUAAUUACGACUAGCGGUCGUUCUGCGCAUUUGGUUGCAAAGUACAGGCCACGUUGUCCAAUUAUCGCAGUAACUAGAUUCCAUCAAAUUGCGCGACAAGCGCACCUCUACCGUGGCAUUUUGCCUCUUUAUUACGAAGAAGCACCACUGGCUGAUUGGGUGAAAGACGUUGAUGUACGUGUUCAGUUUGGUUUAAAAUUUGGUAAAAGCCGUAAUUUCAUUCAGUCUGGAGAUUCAGUUGUAGUAGUCACUGGAUGGAAACAAGGCUCAGGAUUUACGAACACACUUCGUAUUAUCACGGCUGAAUAAACGUCUACUGGUACUGUAAGAAGCAGAAGAUACUAAAUAAUUCUAGAUUUUGAAAAUCCGAUAUUUAUGUAACUUAUACUAUGAUGUAUGGUAACCUUAGUAACAUUAUUGGGAGGAUAACACUCUGAAGAUGCCAGUAGCUGCAGUAUUAUUGCCAUUACAAUUAAAAGUUCAAAAAUACAGCGCACCGAACUGUAUAUAUGUGUAUAAUUACAUGUGUAUAUUAAUUUUUAUACAUAUACAUAUAUACAUAUAUACAAUAUCCAUUGUUAAACAAUAAAGUACAAUAAUUAUUUGAAACAGUAAAUUAUUGAAACUUGGAUUAUUGCUAGGAGAAACACUAUGUUUUAUUCUUUAAUUACUGUAGAAAGUAUAAAUAAAAAAAUUUAUUUUA
Messenger RNA from Frieseomelitta varia, 2142 nucleotides. Its product is annotated as pyruvate kinase-like. The transcript has 8 exons. Gene Ontology annotation, cellular component: cytoplasm. Gene Ontology annotation, molecular function: potassium ion binding; magnesium ion binding; pyruvate kinase activity. The coding region runs from base 159 to 1748 and encodes 529 amino acids. Gene Ontology annotation, biological process: glycolytic process. The record is from RefSeq and is a predicted model, not a curated record. NCBI's taxonomy places the organism in Eukaryota, Metazoa, Arthropoda, Insecta, Hymenoptera, Apidae.